Lathyrus oleraceus (garden pea) is the source of this 999-nucleotide messenger RNA. Its product is annotated as nudix hydrolase 15, mitochondrial. Gene Ontology annotation, biological process: coenzyme A catabolic process. Lineage: Eukaryota; Viridiplantae; Streptophyta; Magnoliopsida; Fabales; Fabaceae. Gene Ontology annotation, molecular function: coenzyme A diphosphatase activity. The transcript has 4 exons. The coding region runs from base 74 to 943 and encodes 289 amino acids. The record is from RefSeq and is a predicted model, not a curated record.
CAAAUAAACCUUUGAGAAAUGACAAUAGCUUAAUGUAGUCUAGUAAUCUCAAUUAUUAUCUUAUGCUUAUGAGAUGAGCGAACGACCAGUAUUAAAAUACGCUGCUACUUUUCCACAAACACAAGAUCCUUGUCACCUCUGUUUUUCCAACUUCCAUGUUCCACCUCUUUUGAAAAUAUUUUUCAUUACCUUAAUGGCUUCAAACACGACAAACAACGAGGUACGAGGUUCACAUCAAAGGUUACAAACUUUGCUUCAUCAUCUCCAAUCAUCUUCCAAUUUCAAUUCCAAUUCCACGUCCACCAAUUCACUCCAACAAAUUUCAAAUUCCAAACCCAACAAAGUAGCCGCUGUUCUGAUUUGUUUGUUCGAAGACCAAGAUGGGAAUUUGCGAGUAAUUCUGACGCAGCGUGCUUCUUCUCUCUCAACCCACGCCGGUGAGGUUGCUUUGCCAGGUGGGAAGAAAGAUGAAUGUGAUACUGAUGAUGUUCAAACUGCGCUGAGAGAAGCUAAAGAGGAGAUUGGAUUAGACCCUUCUCUUGUUACUUUUAUUACUCUUCUUGAACCCUUUCAUACCAAGUACGGCAUCACAAUAAUACCGGUGGUUGGAAUAUUGUCCAACAAGGAUGCAUUUUUGCCAGUUUUAGAUUCAGCUGAAGUUGAAGCCAUAUUUGAUGUCCCCUUGGAGAUGUUCCUCAAGAAUGAUAAUAGAAGAGCUGAAGAAAGAGAAUGGAUGGAAGAGAAGUAUCUUGUACAUUAUUUUGAUUAUGAGGUAGACAACAAAAAGUAUGUGAUAUGGGCCAUAACUGCUUCCAUCUUAAUUAGAGCUGCUACCCUUUUACUUCGGCGCCCGCCAGAUUUUUUAGAGCAGAGGCCUAAAUUUUGGGGAGGAGUUACCGAAAAUGACACGAUGAUACUACAGAGGAGUAAUUCACAAUUGUAAUUUUGUUUCUAUCUCUUUAACUUCGAAUAAAAUUUUCCAGAUGAAAUUGUACUUCA